AUGGGAGAAACCGAAGUUCGUAGUACGAAUGGUGCAGACCACGCCAGCUCCUCUUCGGACUCGUCGACCGUCGGCAAUCCGGACGACCAGCCUCCUAUAGCGGGUCUACCAGAAUUAGCCAUAGAGAAGCCAAUCUGCCCUCAUACGCUUUCCGCCCAGCGUGUUGCUGAGAGUCUCUCCAGCCACAUCGACCAUGGGUUAAGUAGUGAAGAGGCUGCCGCCCGCCUUGCCCGGGACGGCCCAAACUCCAUCAAAGGUGCCAAGGGACUCUCCCUCUGGGAGAUCUUCCUGGCCCAAGUCGCCAACGCCCUCACCGUUGUCCUUAUCGCCGUGGCAGUCCUUUCCUUUGCCAUUAACGACUACGUCGAGGGUGGCGUCGUAUGCGCUGUGAUUGUCCUCAACAUUGUUGUCGGACUGAUCCAGGAUUACCGUGCCGAGCAAACGAUCCAGUCCCUGUAUGCCCUGUCCACCCCCAAGUGCAAGGUUAUUCGCGAUGGUGUCAAUGAAACAGUAAAGGCCGAGACGCUCGUCAAGGGUGAUCUCGUCGUUCUCGCUACUGGAGAUGUCAUCCCUGCCGAUUUGCGUCUGAUCCAGGGUAUUAACCUGGCCACUGAUGAAGCCCUUCUCACUGGUGAAUCCAUUGCUAUCUCCAAGAAACCCGAGGCCGUCUUUACCGACGCCGACAUGCCCAUUGGUGAUCGCACCAACCUCUGCUACUCCGGUAGCUCUGUGACACGUGGUCGAGGAACUGGACUCGUCAUUUCCACCGGUAUGAAGACUGAAGUCGGCCAGAUUGCCGAGCUUCUUCGUAAGUCGAAGAAUGACAUGGAGGGCAAGACUGCCGUCCAGAAGUUCUUCCUUAAAGCUUAUCAGACGACCCGUGGUAUUCUUGGACUCGAGGGCACACCGCUCCAGGUCACCCUUAGCAAGUUUGCCCUGUUGCUAUUCGCCUUCGCCAUACUGCUCGCCAUUAUCGUAUUCUCCGCCAGCCUCUGGCAUGUGAGCAAUGAAGUCCUCCUGUACGGUAUCUGCGUCGGUGUCGCGGUUAUUCCCGAGUCACUGCUCGCAGUCUUGACUGUCACCAUGGCCGUCGCCACCAAGGCAAUGGUCAGGGGCAAUGUCAUUGUCCGUCAGAUGCCUUCGCUCGAAGCUGUCGGCGGUGUCACCAACAUCUGUUCCGACAAGACCGGUACUCUCACCCAGGGCCGCAUGAUCACCCGAAAGGUCUGGCUCCGAGGAAACUUGGAGGGAUCUGUCGAAGGAACUGCGGAUCCCUACGACCCAAGCAGUGGACAGGUUACAUGGUCAGCCCCUCUGGCCGGAAGCUGCCUCAGCCGCUUCCUCAACUGCCUGGUCCUCUGCAACAAUGCUGUCGUCUCGGACGGCCGCAAGGAGCCGGAAACGGACUCCUCUAGCGUCACCACUGCUGCGGAUGGUACUGCCCAGUGGAAAGCAACUGGCGAGCCUACGGAAAUUGCGCUCAAGGUGUUCGCGAUGCGAUUCGGUCAGACCGCUGGUUCCGAUGAGCUGAUCACCGAACACCCCUUCGACUCCUCAUGCAAGUUGAUGAGCGUUGUCUAUGGCAGCCGGAUCGAGAAAACUCGCAAGGUUUACACCAAGGGUGCUGUGGAAGUCAUGAUGAAGAUCCUCAACGAAAGCGAGGAAUUUAAGAACGAUAUCCUUGCCAAAGCCGAUGAACUCGCCGGACAGGGUCUUCGAGUUUUGUGCAUUGCCACCAAGUCCAUGGACGAUUCCGAAGAGGUCAAUGAACGCUCCAAGGUCGAGUGUGACCUCGAAUUUCUCGGUCUCGCUGGACUCUACGAUCCACCCCGACAGGAAACUGCGGGUGCUGUCAUCCAGUGCCGACAGGCCGGUAUUACCGUCCACAUGGUCACUGGUGACCACAUCAAGACGGCCACCUCGAUCGCCUACGAGGUCGGCAUCUUGGACAAAUCUGCGGUCCUCCCACCAAACGCCGUGAUGGCCGCAGCGGAUUUUGGAAACAUGUCCGAUGAGCAGAUUGAUGCUCUUGAGAGUCUCCCCGUCGUCCUUGCCCGAUGCAGUCCGUUGACCAAGGUUCGCAUGAUAAAAGCACUCCACCGUCGCAAGGCCUUCUGUAUCAUGACUGGUGAUGGUGUCAACGACUCGCCUGCCCUGAAGCAGGCCGAUGUUGGUAUUGCAAUGGGCGACCGAGGUUCCGAUGUCGCUAAAGAGGCUUCCGACAUGGUCCUCACGGACGACAACUUUGCCUCCAUUGUCACUGGUAUCAAGGAGGGUCGCAGACUGUCCGACAACAUCCAGAAGUUCCUUCUGCACUUGUUGACCUCCAACUUGGCUCAGGUUGUUCUCCUUCUGAUUGGUCUUGCGUUCAAGGACACAUCAAACAACUCGGUUUUCCCCUUGUCUCCCCUGGAAAUUCUCUGGGCCAACCUCAUCACGUCUUCUCCGUUGGCUCUCGGUCUUGGUCUCGAGGAAGCUCAGCCAGAUAUCCUCAAGCGCCCUCCUCGCAGUCUCCGCACUGGUGUUUUUACCAAGGAUCUGGUCCGUGACCAAAUGGUCUACGGUACCUGCAUGGGUGCUAUGUGCUUGAUGACUUUCAUGCUCACAGCUUACGCUUCUUCCGGCAAUGGAUUUCACGACCUUCCCCACGGCUGCAACGAGUCUGGGGAUAACGGGUGUGACGGCGUCUACCGCGCUCGUGCUGCCACCUUCUCGACCCUGAGCUUCCUCCUCCUCGUUACGUCGUGGGAAGUCAAGCACUUCCACCGCAGUCUCUUCAACAUGGACCCGCGCUGGCCCGGUCCUCUUUCGGUCUUCAAGACCAUCUACCACAACAAGUUCCUGUUUUGGUCUGUGGUGUGUGGCUUCCUGGCCACAUUCCCUGUCGUCUACAUCCCAUACCUGAACACUCGGGUCUUCAAGCACCUCGGUCUCACCUGGGAGUGGGGCGUUGUCGCUGGCGCCGUCGUUUUGUACCUCGUCUUGAUCGAGUCCUGGAAGGCUCUCAAGCGGGCUUUCGGCUGGGGUGUGGACAGACACCCAGUUCUCACCGCUGCUGCUGAGGUCUAA
Clonostachys rhizophaga is the source of this 3069-nucleotide messenger RNA. NCBI's taxonomy places the organism in Eukaryota, Fungi, Ascomycota, Sordariomycetes, Hypocreales, Bionectriaceae. The record is from the annotation of a GenBank genome assembly.